AUGAUAUCUGGUAAAAAAAAUUUACAAAUACCUCAAGUUGAUGCUUCUUUAGAUAAGCCAUUAGAUAAGGAUGCUCCACCAACUAUUUAUGGUACUUCGUUGACUCCUGAAUUAGCUACUGCAUCUUUAAACUUAUCUGUUGAUUUUAUUAAGCAACAGCAAUCAAUUGCUAAUAAGUUUUUAUUAUUUCAUCCAUUCACAUUAUUCUCUAUAGGUACAAUUGUUACACUUUACCUUGCUUUGAAUUUAUAUUAUCCUGGUAAUAUCACUUCAAGUUCCAUCUCUGGUUAUUUAUAUCAAUUUUUCUUACUAAAUAAAAGACAAUUAGGUACUGGUGCUAUAUUGACUUUGGGAUCAACCUCUUUUAUUUUCACCUUAUUAUCAAGAGUCACUGAUGCUUAUUUUAAAAGUAAAAUUAAUGAAGUUACAAAUUCCAAUGGUGAAGUCAUAUUUGGUGUGAAUCUACCAAAGCUAUCAAGUUCAAAUGAUUCCAAAGAAGCCAACUCCCCUCAACUGAAAAAUACUCAUAUCGUUGUAUAUAGACAAACCCCAAUUGCUUUGGUUACAGUUAAUGAAAAUAAAGUCUUAUCUUCUGACGAAUCUUUAGUUAUGUCAAUGUCAAGUAUUGGUUGUCGUAGAGUUUAUAUUAAGAGUGGUAUUUUAGAAGAUUUAUUGGAUUGGUCAAUGAUUCGUACUAGAACAAUUGCUAAAGAAGGUAAAUAUGGCCAAUCGAUGAAACUUGUGUAUGCUAUUUAUUCGUUUGAUGAAGAAAUGAAAAAGGUUUUAUUAAGGAAAGGUUUCAAGAAAGUUCAAUCUGUUAAAAUUAGAGAUAAUAGAUUAUUAGGUGGUUUAUUCGGUAUUGAAACUGAAUUAUGGGGUGUUCAAUUUCGUAUUGAGCCAACAAAAUAA
Vanderwaltozyma polyspora DSM 70294 is the source of this 909-nucleotide messenger RNA. It is a transcript of the gene PHO86, whose product is annotated as Pho86p. The transcript has a single exon. The record is from RefSeq and is a predicted model, not a curated record. The coding region runs from base 1 to 909 and encodes 302 amino acids. NCBI's taxonomy places the organism in Eukaryota, Fungi, Ascomycota, Saccharomycetes, Saccharomycetales, Saccharomycetaceae.